This is a messenger RNA of Melospiza melodia melodia, 1542 nucleotides long. It is a transcript of the gene FSCN2, whose product is annotated as fascin actin-bundling protein 2, retinal. The record is from RefSeq and is a predicted model, not a curated record. Lineage: Eukaryota; Metazoa; Chordata; Aves; Passeriformes; Passerellidae. Gene Ontology annotation, biological process: establishment or maintenance of cell polarity; cell migration; actin filament bundle assembly. Gene Ontology annotation, cellular component: cytoplasm; actin cytoskeleton. Gene Ontology annotation, molecular function: protein-macromolecule adaptor activity; actin filament binding.
AUGCCAACGAAUGGGAUCCACCAGGUGCUGAAGAUCCAGUUCGGGCUGAUCAACUGCGAGAGCCGCUACCUGACGGCGGAGAGCUUCGGCUACAAGGUGAACGCCUCGGCGCCCAGCCUCAAGCGCAAGCAGAUCUGGACGCUGGAGCAGGAUGAAGCCGACAGCUCCAUCGUCUUCCUCAAGAGCCACCUGGGCCGCUACCUGGGCGCCGACAAGGACGGCAAGGUGCGCUGCGAGGCGGAGCAGCCGGGCCGGGACGAAGGCUUCAGCAUCAUCACGCAGUCGGACGGGCGCUGGGCGCUGCAGUCGGCCCCGCACCGGCGCUUCUUCGGCGGCCGCGAGGACCGCCUGUCCUGCUUCGCCCCCAGCGUGACCGAGGGCGAGCUCUGGACCGUGCACCUGGCCAUGCACCCCCAGGCCAACCUGCUGAGCGUCAGCCGCCGCCGCUACGCGCACCUGAGCGCCCACGAGGACGAGAUCGCCACCGACAGCAACCUGCCGUGGGGCGUGGACGCGCUCAUCACGCUCUGCUUCCAGGACAAGAAGUACAGCCUGCGCACGGCCGACGAGCGCUACCUGCGCUGCGAUGGCACCCUGGUGCCCGAGCCCGGCGCCGGCACCGGCUACACCCUCGAGUUCAAGGCGGGCAAGCUGGCGUUCAAGGACUGCGACGGGAAGUACCUGGCGCCCACCGGACCCACCGGCACCCUCAAAUCCGGCCGCAGCUCCAAGCCGGGCAAAGAUGAACUCUUUGACCUGGAGGAGAGUCACCCCCAGGUGGUGUUCACGGCGGCCAAUGGCAGAUAUGUCUCCAUCCGGCAGGGUGUGAAUGUCUCAGCAAACCAGGAUGAGGAGCUGAACCACGAGACCUUCCAGCUGCAGAUCGACCGUGACACCAACAAGUGCAGCCUCCACACGAACACCGGCAGCUACUGGACCCUGGUGGCCCACGGGGGCAUCCAGGCCGUGGCCACCGAAAUCGCUGCCAACACCAUGUUUGACAUCGAGUGGCGCGGGCGGCGCGUGGCCCUGCGCGCCAGCAACGGCCGCUACGUGUGCACCAAGAGGAACGGGCAGCUGGCGGCCGUCAGCGACACCGUGGGUGAGUGCUGGGGGGCACGGGGGGGACCGGGGCUGCCCCGGGGUGCUGAGGGCCGCGUGCUCGCAGGGGAGGACGAGGAAUUCACUCUGAAGCUGAUCAACCGGCCCAUGCUGGUGCUGCGGGGCGAGCACGGCUUCGUCUGCUACCACCGGGGCUCCAACCUGCUCGACUCCAACCGCUCCGUCUACGACGUCUUCCACAUCACCUUCAGCGACGGCGCCUACCAGAUCCAAGGCCAGGGGGGCAAGUACUGGUACGUGGCGAGCAGCGGCUCGGUGUGCAGCGACGGGGACCUGUCCGAGGAUUUCUUCUUCGAGUUCCGGGAGCGGGGCCGCGUGGCCAUCAAAGGGAAGAACGGGCGGUACCUGCGCGGGGACCCCGCGGGGACCCUGCGAGCCGACAGCGAGUCCGUGCUGCGGGCCACGCUCUGGGAGUACUGA